Diabrotica virgifera virgifera (western corn rootworm) is the source of this 732-nucleotide messenger RNA. Its product is annotated as chymotrypsin inhibitor. The record is from RefSeq and is a predicted model, not a curated record. The transcript is spliced from 2 exons. Bases 341 to 601 code for a protein of 86 amino acids. NCBI's taxonomy places the organism in Eukaryota, Metazoa, Arthropoda, Insecta, Coleoptera, Chrysomelidae.
GUUUUAAAACAAUAUCGUUCAUUUCUAUAAUUAAAAUAAUGGACUUGCUUACACUACAUUGACCUCGUAUAUUAUAAUGUAUAUUUUUUUCCGGGGAAUUAUAGAAUGCUCUGAAUUAAGAAUAAAAACAAAAAAGGGUUUUCCCCUAGUUUAUUUUUCAUCUUGGAUGUCCAAGGUUUUCCUUGAUAUUCUUUAUCAAUGCAAUAUAUUAUAUACUUUCGUUUGGGAUUUUGUUAUUGAUAACGUGGUGUGCGGAAUAUAUAAUUUGAUGUUUUUGUGUAUAUAAGCAGCUCGAGAGUUUUAAUUGUUUAUUAUUAUGAGGUAAUUCACCUGCUGUAAAAUGAAGACGAUAAUUUUAUUUGCCUUUUUAAUUUUCGCGAUUGCACAAAUCCAGUGCCAAAAAGGUCUUUGUGGUCCAAAUGAGCAAUUUAUAGAAUGCAAAUCUUGUUGUAAAGAACCAACGUGCCAGCAGAGAAUCCCUCCUAGAUGUGAUAUUUGCCCUGCAAUAUGCCGUACAGGCUGUGUUUGUCUACCAGGAUACAUCAGAAAGUCCGAAAAUGGGCCGUGUGUACAAAGAUGUCACAUUAGAAGGGAUAAGUAGUUGUAAUAAUAAUAUAGGGAGUAAAUAACAAUAUCGUAUUUGAAACAAAAUGUAUGUUAAUUUGGUUUAUAUAAAUUGUGACAGUUAAAGAACUUCUGGUUAAAAAUAAAUUUUAAAAUAAAUAAAAAAAA